UUCGUCUUCAGGCCCAAGGAGAACUAUUUCACCAUGGCCAGCAGUCUCAUAAGAUGCCUCUGUUUCCUGGGGAUACUACUAUUGUCUCCUAAAGGUUCAGGUCAUAAGAUCCCCCCCAUACAGCAGCAGUGCUCUGACUUUCAGAAUGCUAAUCUCCUACGGGGCACCAAUCUCAAGGUUCAAUUCCUCUUUUUCACUCCUUUGGAUCCUACUUGUGGGAAGCUGGUAAAAAAAAGUAGUGACCUUCAGACCUUUGGAUUCAAUACCUCUUUGGAAACCAAGUUAAUUAUCCAUGGGUUCAGGGCACUAGGAACCAAGCCAUCAUGGAUUGACAAAUUCAUCCAGACUCUUCUGCGUGUGACAGAUGCAAACGUGAUUGCAGUGGACUGGGUUUAUGGAUCCACAGGUGUUUAUUUCUCAGCUGUUGACAAUGUGAUAAAACUUGGUCUGGAGAUCUCCCAGUUCAUCAGCUAUCUACUGAUGCUCGGGGUGUCAGAGUCCUCCAUCCACAUCAUUGGGGUCAGCCUGGGAGCACACGUUGGGGGAAUGGUAGGCUAUUUCUAUAAAGGCCAACUGGGAAGGAUCACAGGUCUGGAUCCUGCAGGGCCAGAGUACACCAAGGCCAGCCUUGAAGAACGACUGGAUCCCGGAGAUGCCCUAUUUGUGGAAGCCAUUCACACAGAUACAGACAAUUUAGGUAUCCGGAUUCCAGUAGGACAUGUGGACUAUUUUGUCAAUGGCGGCCAAGACCAGCCAGGGUGUCCUUCAUUUAUUCAUGCAGGUUAUAACUAUCUGAUUUGUGACCACAUGAGAGCUGUUCAUCUCUACCUCAGUGCCUUGGAGAAUUCCUGUCCACUGAUGGCCUUUCCUUGCACAAGCUUCAAGGAUUUCCGUGCAGGAAAAUGUCUGGAUUGCUCUUUUCCUUUUCAGCAUUCCUGUCCCAGAAUCGGUUUACUAGAAAAAGGAGGUCUCAAUAUGGAAGAACCUCCCAAAGAAGUGAAAGUCUACCUCAUGACCACUCCCAAGGCUCCAUACUGUCUCUACUACACCCUCGUGGAGUUUCAUUUAAAGACGGUGAGAAACAAGAACACCAACAUUGAAGUUGCAUUGCAUAGCAGUAAUGCCACAACUCCCAUUAAGAUCACCAUGUAA
This is a messenger RNA of Gracilinanus agilis (Agile Gracile Mouse Opossum), 1152 nucleotides long. RefSeq names its product phospholipase A1 member A (gene PLA1A). The record is from RefSeq and is a predicted model, not a curated record. The coding region runs from base 34 to 1152 and encodes 372 amino acids. Lineage: Eukaryota; Metazoa; Chordata; Mammalia; Didelphimorphia; Didelphidae. The transcript is spliced from 9 exons. Gene Ontology annotation, molecular function: lipase activity. Gene Ontology annotation, biological process: lipid metabolic process.